AUGUCUGCACCAUCAGUUCACGAAUAUGCCCGCUUCCACCGCCUUGCUAUUGAUCACGCCUCCGAAGAUCUGGUAAAGUACAUUUCACAGUUACCACUUCGUGCCAUUGAGGAUGACCAUCAGCUGUCCAAUCCGGAUUUCUCGACAUUUUCUGACAAGCUCGCAGAACCGAAGUUGCAGCUCAGCCAGCAAGCUACCUCUCUGCUGGCCGAGAGCGUUCUGGACCACUGCCCUUCCAUCAAUUGGAGCCAUUUUCUGCCAGACCGGCACCGUGUCCACAACCUGAAAAUUGAGGAGACUCUGCUAUCAGGGGACCACCAGACAGAUGUUCGCCGUUUCAGGGGUGAAGCUUUGAGCCACGUGGAUACAGAGCAAUUCUUUGAGACGUGUUCUUUGAUCAGUUCUGCAUCAGGGCAGGAUUUCCAAGAUGAGUGGAACGACAUCCAAUCUGGUCACGCUCGGAGAGGAGUCGAACAAGAGCUGGAAGAUGAGAGAUGCCAUACUACGAAAGAGGCCCUGGUACAAUUGUCAGCUUCUUUGAAAGACCCUGUGAGCGAGGAAAUGGAGGCCACGAUACUCAACAGCUUCGGCUCCAUGUUGAAGGUUCGCUUCCCGAUCUCCUGCCUUUCAGACCUAACUGACGAAGCGAAGAAACCACGAGCGAGAUCCUUGACACCCGUGUUGAUGUCAGAGUCGCCAGGCCCACGAGUUCUGUCACCUCCUGAUCUGGACUUCUCUCUUCGAUCUGAUGAAGAUGUUGACCUGGAUAGUCUUCUCCUUCAGCUGGAGAUGGAGAUGGAAGACAAAGACCAAAUACCGUUCGACGGGGUCAGCAACGGAAGUCUGACGAUGGCCGAAGGGAUUGUGGACGCGACUAAGCUGGAGAUCGAAGAGGAUCUGAGAAUAGAGACAAUAUGUGCACCAGUUGCUGAGUACCACCGAGAGAGAAGGGGCCUUGAAAGUCUGCGGCUUGAUGUGCCAAUGGUUCCUUCUUCUUCGCAAUUCGAGCAACCGAGCGAGCAAGCCGCCAUCUUGUCGCCUCCAGCAGAGCCUGGGCAACCAGAUCGAGCCUGUCUCUUUACCCGAACUGCUCCACGUAGCCCCAUCGUCGAGAUUCAACCGAACUUAACAACGACAGAAUGCACAGUCGACACCAGUAACCUAGGUUCUCUUGAAGAUCUACUGUCCUCCACAACCGUUAAGUCUGAAAAUGUUGGAUUUGAGGCGAAACAACAGGAUGACCUUGAUGAAGACCUGAUCAAGUUAGCCGACAAAGCGGCAAAGGAGACAGAUACCUGGUUGAGACGCGACAAAAUCAGCAUACCAGAAGAAUGUCUGAAACAGUCAGUGCCACAACUGAAACAAUUUUCUGUCAUGUCUUCGCAUAACGGUCAAGGUGCCGAGUUUCUGAUGGGCAAACUUGUUGAGAUGUGCUUAAUCAACCCGCAGACGGGAAACUUGCAGAACGAGAUGAAACUUAACUGGUCACCCUUUCCGUCUCGUUUCAUCAAGCUGGACCUUGUUGACAGUAUUCAGGAUGAUGGCAAACUUCACAGCUUUCUGGACCCACCGCAAGCAAUUACCAAAAGUGAGCAAAUGCUCUGGAAACGGCCUGGCCUUCGCAUUCUCGAUACGAAUUAUGAGAGUGAUGGUGAAAUAGAGGAGGACUCUGAGCUGGCCGAGCCUAUCGUCCCAGCCAAGAGACCCAAGCAUGGAUUGGACUCGCCCUGCACGUCACCAACCAAGAAGUCUUGCAUGUUGGAGACCAACGGAAUCCCGAAUUCGCUAGGUUACAAGAAUAGCCAGGCCUUGAACGUCUUCUCGACUUCCAAUGCAUUGGCAACAUUUCUUGAUCUACGAGGAGGAAAGUUCAAGAGAGUUGCACAACUACAACUACCUUCGGUAAACGAACUUGCAGACGAUCCCAUUCAGCCGACACAGUCUGAAGAAGACGGUCAGAUCAGCCCGGCGCGCAGUUUGGUCUUGAAACCAUCGGGAGCACUGGCCGAGUUGAACCCAUCCAUCAUCCAGGUACCCUCAACACCGACCGAAACUGUAUUUGCCGGUGGCAACUACGAGGUUUACCCACUCAUGGAGUUGAAAUGGCCUAGAACGAUUUUGAUCGAAACAGGCAUUCUCGCAAGAUACCCUUCGCUCAUCAGCUUCCUAGAGACAAAUGGAGGAACACAACUUAAUAUGAUAUAUCGAGAGAUGAGCCAAUCUAACCGUGACCCACCCCUUUCAGCGUCUCCGGACAUGAUUUUGAAUCCGACGACAGCUCUUAUAUUCACAACUUUGCAGGCAUUGAACCAGAAAGGCUUGCCUGGACAAGGAAUCGAAGCAGGCCAAGCUAUGGUUCAGAGCAGAAUCCUGAGACUCGGAUAUGACUACACCCAACUUUUCGUUCUGGUUACGACUCUAGGUCCCGAGGGGAGCAUGCUGCAGUCACAGAUUGACACAAUGACCAUUUUUGUGGGGUUCUGUGCAAAUGCCUGCUAUCGCUAUGGCCUUCGUGUGCAUCCUAUUUGGGUCUUCUCGAAGCAUGGCGGUCGAUCAGUUGAGACCGCUCUUAGCAAAUGGAUCUGGAAUCUGGCUUGCCGACACGGGUUUCCCGAGACUUACCCGUGUCAGUCCCUGCAUCCGAAGAUAGAUACAGUUACAAUCAGCAACGAAGAGACGCUCUGGGAGCAAUUUCUAAAAAAGGCCGGCUUGAACCCUAUGGCGGCCCAGGUUGUCCUUGGAGGGUUGAGAAGAGCAGACCCACCUGACACGACAUUUGACCAGAACUGGGGGUUGAGGAGGUUCGUGGAGAUGCACCCUGAUGAGCGGAGAGACAUGUUUGCCGAGAUAUUGGGACGGAGAGUAGUUGAGAGGAUCAAUGCAGUACUUGAAAAAGACUGGGGCUGA
This is a messenger RNA of Cladophialophora bantiana CBS 173.52, 2907 nucleotides long. RefSeq lists its product as uncharacterized. The record is from RefSeq and is a predicted model, not a curated record. NCBI's taxonomy places the organism in Eukaryota, Fungi, Ascomycota, Eurotiomycetes, Chaetothyriales, Herpotrichiellaceae. The transcript has a single exon. The coding region runs from base 1 to 2907 and encodes 968 amino acids.